AUGGCCAAACAAGCAUCGCUCAAGCCGGCUGAGGACUUCAUCGAGUUCGUCAAUGCCUCUCCAACACCCUUCCACGCCGUACACACGGCCACGCAACGGCUUGAAGCUGCUGGCUAUACCAAGAUCAAGGAGCGUGACGCCUGGGCCCAUUCUCUCGUUCCCGGCGGAAAGUACUACCUCACCCGCAACUCGUCUACCAUCAUCGCCUUCGCCAUCGGUAACAAAUGGAAGUCUGGUAAUCCCAUUGCCAUGGUCGGUGCCCACACCGACUCGUGCUGCCUUCGACUCAAGCCCGUGUCGAAGCGUCAGUCUGAAGGCUUUAUCCAGAUUGGUGUAGAGGCGUAUGGAGGCGGCCAUUGGGCAACUUGGUUCGACCGCGACCUUAGUUUUGCUGGGCGUGUCAUGUGCAAGCGUGCUGACGGCGGCAUGGAACAAAAGCUGGUCAAGGUCGACCGACCCAUUUGCCGUAUCCCCAACUUGGCUGUACACUUUGGCGGUUCUGUCCCCUUCGAGUUCAACAAGGAAAACCAGCUCUUCCCUAUCGCAGGCUUGGUUGAGGCCGAGCUGAACAGACAAGGCAAGACAACGGAGGAUGCUCAGAAAGAGAAGGACCAGGAGUCAGAGAGCGCCGACUUCAGCCCUUUGAAGAACCCAACUGAACGCCAUCAUCCCUAUGUCGUUGAAAUCCUCGCUAAAGAAGCUGGCGUCAAGCCUGAGGACAUUCUCGACUUCGAAAUCGUCCUAUACGAUACGCAGAAGUCAUGCCUUGGAGGUCUCAACAACGAGCUCAUCUUCUCUGCCCGUCUGGACAACCUCAUGAUGACAUAUUGUGCUGUACAGGGCUUGAUCAACUCCACAUCGUCCCACGGCAAGCCUCUGACUGAUGAGAACACAAUCCGUCUCAUUGCAUGCUUCGACCACGAAGAGAUUGGCAGUACCUCGGCUCAAGGCGCCGACUCCAACAUUCUGCCAUCAGUACUUCGUCGUCUGUCAGUGCUCCCUUCUUCGCAGGAAACCGAGAGCGACAGUUCCUACGACCGAGCCGAUCAGCCCACCCAUAAGGACGCUGAUCUGAGCACCGCUUUUGAGCAGUCGCUGUCAAGCAGUUUCCUGAUCAGUGCAGACAUGGCUCACAGUGUCAACCCAAAUUACGGAGCCAAGUACGAAAGUGAACACAAGCCGCAGAUGAACAAGGGUACAGUCAUCAAAAUUAAUGCUAACGUUCGUUAUGCAACCAACUCUCCCGGUAUCGUCCUCCUGCAGGAGCUUGCGAAGAGGGCAAAGAAGAGCAGUGGCGAUGUCCGCAGCAGCGGCCAAGGAGUACCGCUGCAAAUGUUUGUUGUUCGCAACGACAUGCCCUGUGGAAGCACAAUUGGACCCAUGCUUUCAGCCAACACUGGCGUCCGAACCUUGGAUCUUGGGAACGCGCAGCUCUCGAUGCACAGCAUUCGGNNGGAGACUGGUGGAGCUUAUGAUGUCGAGUAUUCGAUCAACUUGUUUGAGAGUUUCUUUGAGCAUUACGGCGAGUUGGAAAGUAAGAUCUUUGUUGAUUAG
Molecule: messenger RNA, 1554 nt
Organism: Aureobasidium uvarum
Lineage: Eukaryota; Fungi; Ascomycota; Dothideomycetes; Dothideales; Saccotheciaceae
Source: the annotation of a GenBank genome assembly